AUGAGCGAAAGAUAUUCGAAAAAUGGAGUACAUACUUUCGAAAAUGUUGUUGGUCAUUUAGCACAAAAUGAAGAACAAGUACAUCCGCUUGGUUCCAUCGGUGGUUAUGAAUGGAAGUUGGGGUUGGGAGUAUACGAUGAAACAGAUUUUCGGACCUCUCUCAUCUGUGGAAAUGACAAUCCAAAAGUUAAGAUUGGGAUCCGUUAUUAUCUUAAAAUCAAGAACUCUUAUGAGAUUCUCCAAGAAAAGUUCAAGAGAGAAGACUUCACGAACUUGGAGAGUGAUAGUGUUGUGAUUAGCAAAUACAUUCCACUUUUGGAGGUUUUGAAUCUGAAAAAUGGAUGGUUGAAUGAUGGGAAAUGUACAGUGGAAUAUGGAAUUCAAGUCGAAUUUAUUCUAGGAUACGAUGGAAUUUGGAAAUUUAAUUUCUACGAAGAAUUGUUCGAUUCCAAACAGAAGGAGAAUAUGAUCAGUUUUUACAAAAAGAUAGAUUCAAAUGAUAGAUUCUUGUAUUCUCAUAAGCAGGUUUUGAGCCAUAACUGUUUACAUUACUGUGAUAUCACUACAGAAUCUCAUCACGAACUGAUUCCGGAUAAUGUCGAGUUUGAUCAUUUGGAACAAUGUUUGCAAAUGGCUCAUGGAGUUCAAAUAGAAUUGGGAAUUGGAACAUUAGAUCAAUUUUCAAGCUACGCUUUAUGUAGUCCAAAUCUUUGGAUGAUCGUUGCGUGUUCAUGUAUGACACUCUUAACAAUGAUAUUAAUGAUGUAUAUGCAACACGGAUUCAGAAGAGAUAUGAGGUGGCUUCAGUUUGCUCAGUGGAAGCUGAAUCAAUUAGCUGAACGUCUUCGUUAUCAAGAACCAAAUGUGACACUUCUUGAGCAGAUAACAAGAAAAGUGAAUGAGAAAAAGAAUACAGAUAAGCAUGCAUUCGACUUCUUCAAUAAUAAUCGAGAUGCUAAUAAUAAUGUUCCUGGAGUAAUUAAUCAGAAUAAAAUGACAAAUACAGAAAAAGAAUCGAAUGGAGAAACGGAUCGAGUAGCUGCUCAAGUCAAAAAAGCGAAAGAUGAUGACGCUGAAAAGGUGUUGAAAGACCAGAAUAUUGAUGCAAAUACUCCAUUAGUUCCAAAUCCACAACCAAAAUCAGGCGGAUCUCAGAAAAUACUAAAGAAAUGGACCGAAGCAACGAAGGAUAUUCUGGCGAUUGACGACAACAAUGAUGAUGAAAAAGGGAAACCUCGAGUCGAUAAAACUCAAGAUGAUUGA
Caenorhabditis remanei is the source of this 1263-nucleotide messenger RNA. RefSeq lists its product as uncharacterized. The transcript is spliced from 8 exons. Lineage: Eukaryota; Metazoa; Nematoda; Chromadorea; Rhabditida; Rhabditidae. The record is from RefSeq and is a predicted model, not a curated record. The coding region runs from base 1 to 1263 and encodes 420 amino acids.